GUCAAUGCAUUGAUCAAGUCAACUAAAAUUAAAAAAAAAUAAAAAAAUACAGGGAUGAUGCGUGUAGGUAACCGGUCCUUAAAAAAUGCGUGAAGUGGGAAACCGGAGCGAAUAUAGAAAAACCACCGCCACUGACCCAAUCAACAGAUAACUUCCACCACCACAGUACCGCCCUUUUCCUCUCUCAAUCGUCGUCAUCUCCUGCCUCAACAAAGGCAGCACACGAUCACACCACCACGCACCUCAAGCAGCCCCCAGCAACAUCCACCGCCAGCUACCACAUCAACUCUUCCCACAGCCACGAUCCUUUAUUGGUAGCAUCUCAAAACCGCUUUUUGCUUUGGGUCGAAUCAACCAGGUUUCACUAAGGCUGUUGGUUCAGAGUUGGUGAAGGCCAUCAGAGUCAUCCACUGCAGUCGUUAAUGUUUUCAACAGCCAUGUCAUCCAGCUCAAGCACUACUGCAGCCAGCAGGGCCUCGCCAGAGGACCACUUCUGGCAACUUACAGCUGAGGAAUCAUCGUCAUCAUUGAGUGAGGCGUUGCCUUUCUCGUCUGGAAACCCUAGGAUUGAAGAGACACGAGGCGUCAUGCACCUUUUCUCCAAUGAUGCCGUUUCAGAUCUCCCUGUCAGAAGGAAACCUCUUGUGGCUGUGAUUGGAGUGCCGAACCACAUGACAUAUGCUGAUUUCUGCCAGUUUUGUGCUUCUUUUAUUCACCACAUUUUGGAGAUGCGAAUUGUUAGGUUGGACGGAAUGGAGGAUCAGUAUAGUAUACUUAUAAGAUUUGACACUCAAGACUCUACUGAUAAAUUCUACCUUCAUUUCAAUGGUAGACAAUAUAAUUCUUUGGAAGAAGAAGUGUGCCAGGUGCUUUUCACAGUUGAUGUCCAGUUCACUGGUUACAGUGGUUCACUUGAACACUCUCAGCCAUCUACAACAAGCACAGCUGAACAGCCUUCAUGUUUGUCUUGGUAUAUUUUGUUAUCAUUGCAAAUCUGCCUUUUGAUAAUGCUUCGUAUCUUAGAAUGGAAUUUGAAAUUACAUAUGCUGUGGGAGAUGGUCCUAAUUCUUCAUGUUGCAGAGAGACUAGACCAAGACAUGGGUGGAAUUCUUACAACUAUCUGUAAUCAUUCUUUUCACUGCUCUUGCAUUUCAAAAUGGACAGACUCUUCUUGUCCGGUUUGCCGAUAUUGCCAGCAACAACCUGAAAAAUCAAUUUGUAUUGUAUGCCAAACUUCUGAGAAUCUAUGGAUUUGUGUUUUAUGUGGUUUUGUUGGCUGUGGCAGGUAUAAAGGAGGACAUGCCAUACAACAUUGGAAAGAAACACAACACUGCUAUUCUCUUGAACUGGACACACAACGUGUGUGGGAUUAUGUUGGUGACAAUUAUGUUCACCGACUGCUUCAAUCAAAAACUGACGGGAAGUUAGUUGAGUUGAAUUCCCCCAUUGUGCAUGCUUAUGAUGGUUGUGGAGGUUGUGAUUGUGUAGACUCUGGAGUUAGUGAGGCUCUUUUGAACAGCAAAGUUGAGGCUAUUGUCAAUGAGUACAAUGAACUCCUUGCAACCCAACUUGAGAACCAAAAUCUUUUUUUUGGGACCUUGCUGGAAGAAGUUGAAGAAGAAACUGAAAGGGAAAUUUCUAAAGCUGUUAAGAAGGCAAUUGCUCAAAAACUACAGAAGUUUCAGGCCAAGCUGGAUAGAUGUAUAAAAGAGAAGCAAUUCCUUGAUGAUCUCAAUGAGAAUUUAGUGAAAAAUCAAUGGAAGGCAAAGAUAUCGGAAAUUGAAGAGAGGGAGAAAAUGGCUUUGAAAAUAAAGGACGAUAAAAUUCAGGAUCUGGAAGAACAGCUUAGGGAUUUGAUGGUGUCCCUGGAAGCGGGAAACAUGGUGGAGCAGCUAUGUAUAUCAAAUGAACUCAAGGAUGAAGCUUUCUUGCCAAUAUUAGUGGAAUCGUCUCCAGGGAAGAGUCCCAAGGGGGGCAAAAAGGCUAAUAACCAGAGAAAAAGCUGAGGGUGGCAGAAUUUGCUGUAUCAACCUGUCUUUUGUAUUUCAUGGCAUUCCACCUCAAAUUUUGCUAGUUGAGGGGUUCCACGGAGGAUCAGGCCUUAGUGGUGCAAACCUUCAUGUGCAGUCCUGGUGUCCUAAUUUGUGACUCGCAGCGUAAUUACUUGUGGCGGAAUUACAAUCAAUGAGUUUGUGUAGAUUUGUAUUUGGAGGUCAAAAUGUGAUGUGAAUAGAAUUAUUAGUCUCUUUGUUCCGAAAAGAAAAUGUUUUGUAUGAUCCUACAGAUUUUUUUUAAAAUAAGUAAUAAAUCCUGUCACAUUAAUUACUUAAA
Messenger RNA from Populus euphratica (Euphrates poplar), 2331 nucleotides. RefSeq names its product BRCA1-associated protein-like. NCBI's taxonomy places the organism in Eukaryota, Viridiplantae, Streptophyta, Magnoliopsida, Malpighiales, Salicaceae. Gene Ontology annotation, biological process: Ras protein signal transduction; protein ubiquitination. The transcript has 13 exons. Gene Ontology annotation, molecular function: zinc ion binding; ubiquitin protein ligase activity. The record is from RefSeq and is a predicted model, not a curated record. Gene Ontology annotation, cellular component: cytoplasm. Bases 423 to 2006 code for a protein of 527 amino acids.